AUGCCUCACGCAACGCCGAAGGCCCCGGAGGGCGAGGACGAUGCCGAUUUCGAUGAUGUGAUGCGGCAACUGAACAACUACGAAGAUACUGGCCCCUCUUUAGAUUUCUUGUCGCGUGACUUGGAGAUCGGCGAAAAAGCCGACGAUGCGAUCGACUACGAGGAUUUCGAAGACGAUGAACUUCCGGAAGAAGAGGUCGUCGGACGCCCGGCCCCAGCCCUGCCUGCAGUGGAUGACAAUCAAGACCCUUUCGCGAAUCUGGGCUCAGACGAUGCCGCUCUUUUCGGAAAUGGAGACGAUCUCUUCGGUGACCAAGCAGAGGGGGCUCAGGCCCAGGAUGACAAUCUCGAUGAUCUUUUUGGCGAAGGUUCUUUUUCGCCGCCUCCUGCUGGACAGGAUGAUGCUACCCGUGGCCUUUUCGAAGACGAAGAAAUGCCCUUAACGGAUGCCCCCGUUGAUUUACCACCCAUCCCGUCAGUCCCGGAACCGCAGCCAGAGCCACCUAUGAUGGAGGAAGAUGAAUUCCCGGAUGAUGACAGUAUCAUGUCGGAAGACAUGAACCCCGUCGAACUCCGCGCAUGGAAACUUCAGCAGCAGUUGUUCGCCAUGUCAGGCGUUGAAAACCCACCUGCUCCGCCUGAGAACCACGAAGAGCUUUUGCAUUCCUUGUUUCCCUCGUUCGACCGCAACACUCUUCCACGUUGGCUCGAGUUGAUUCCACACAAGAAAGCUAUCUUCAUUGGAAAACAGCCGACCAAGCCGCCUAAGCCUGUCUUGCCCACGAAAGUGAAUAUUGAGCUGGCGCCUGAUCAUGAGCGUGCAUUCAGAACCGGGCAACCCCUCAAGCGUGGCCUCGAUCACGAAACUCAUGGUUUGGUAAUGAUCACACAAUCGGACCACGGAGAGGAGGGAGAAGAGGCGGAGGAGGAUACAAAGGAUGACAUGGACCUGGAUGAUGUGGACGGAGAUGAAGUCCUGCCGGGUGGCUUCACCAUGCAGGACCUGAGAACGAUUUGUGUGGACUGGGAUGUUAAGGAUGAUGUCUCCAGCAUUGACUCGGAAGAGAAGCCAUUGGCGCAAAGAAAAGAUGGCGCCUUUGAUGAUGAUGAAGCAGAUUGGCUCAUGGAAACUGAGCUUCCGAACAAGAAACGAAAGACCGGUCCUACUCCGAUGGAUGUCAUUGCUCUAUCACACAUUGAUAUCCCUCUCUUGGAUGAUCCAGAACAAGCGACAAUGAAAGUUGCAAAGAGAGUCACAAUAGAUCUUAAUGAUCCGAACAUUCUUGUCGACGAAUUGAGAGCGGAUGCCGUCGCAAAUAAGCCGAAACACGCCGCUCCUCGCACCAGGGAUGAAGUGGACCUGAAUCUCACCCGCCGUCUCACCCAGCGAUACAACAUUUCAAACGAUCAAGCAUACGACAUGCUGAAACAGAAUCAUCAGAACAAGAUCCGCAGUACUCUCGGCAACGUGACACUUGAGCACGGUCUGCCCGCCCUGCGUUUGCAGUGGCCCUACUACAAGACGGAGUUGGCCAAGGCUGAGGCUAGAUCUUUCCACCGACCUGCUCUGGCCUUCCGGCCUGGACAAACGUCUUGGUUCAAGAAUCCCGUUCAAUUAAGACGCAAGCACUUGCGUGGCAAAGACGCGAAAACUGUUUAUGAUUCUACAAAGUCAUUGUCCAUGGGAGACAACUCCAAUGUCUUGCUGGUGGAGUAUUCCGAGGAACUACCCAUGACGCUAGCCAACUUUGGAAUGUGCAACCGCUUCAUCAACUAUUACCGGCGAAAGAAUAUCGAUGAUCCCACUCGCCCACGGGCAGAUAUUGGCGAAACAGUUGUUCUCUUACCCCAAGACAAGAGUCCCUACUCAAUCUUUGGCCAUGUCGACCCGGGCGAAAUUUCCCCCCGCAAUCUCAAACUCCAUGUACCGAGCACCCCUAUUCCCGCAUCAGCCCAAAUCCACAGACUUCCUCGUAGUGCGCAGCACUACUGGAUCUGA
This is a messenger RNA of Penicillium crustosum, 1998 nucleotides long. RefSeq lists its product as uncharacterized. The transcript has a single exon. Gene Ontology annotation, cellular component: transcription factor TFIID complex. NCBI's taxonomy places the organism in Eukaryota, Fungi, Ascomycota, Eurotiomycetes, Eurotiales, Aspergillaceae. The record is from RefSeq and is a predicted model, not a curated record. Gene Ontology annotation, molecular function: RNA polymerase II general transcription initiation factor binding; histone acetyltransferase activity; TBP-class protein binding. Bases 1 to 1998 code for a protein of 665 amino acids. Gene Ontology annotation, biological process: transcription by RNA polymerase II; RNA polymerase II preinitiation complex assembly.